AUGUCGAAGCGAGGUACUGCUGUUUCGUAUUCUCCUCCUCAUGCUUCGCGUCGAAUCUUGUUAGGGAUCCAAUCGGCGUCUUCCCAAAACCUGCGACAGAUCCAUUUGUCGAAACGUGUAUCUUAUCCGUCCUUGGGAUUUCAAGUUGGGAUUCCAUACAUCUGAUGAUCGGAUGGAUGGAUAGCUCUCGUUAUCGAUCGACGAAGGAGAGCUGUUUAGUUGUUUUUGCUGAGGUUUUAGGGUUCAGUUUUUUCGAUUUGUAUCAGUUCUCAGUUCGUUGAUGGUCAAGUGAUUCGGUUGUUUCAGGGCGUGGAGGUUCCGCGGGUAACAAGUUUCGGAUGUCGCUGGGUCUCCCUGUGGCCGCUACGGUGAACUGUGCGGACAACACCGGGGCGAAGAAUCUCUACAUCAUUUCUGUGAAGGGGAUCAAGGGUCGCCUCAACCGCCUCCCCUCUGCAUGCGUGGGAGAUAUGGUGAUGGCGACGGUGAAGAAAGGGAAGCCCGACCUCAGGAAGAAGGUCAUGCCGGCUGUCAUCGUCAGGCAGCGGAAGCCGUGGCGCCGAAAGGACGGAGUUUUCAUGUAUUUCGAAGGUGCUCUUCUUAACUUUACCAUGCAUUUUAACUUCUGGCAUUGGCUGAUUCCCCCUUAAUUAUCUACAACUUUCGUUUAAGCCCCGAAAAUUCUCUGCUGAUUAUCAACAGACAUCGUAUCAGAUAUUCUUCUGAUUUGGUAGCUUUUUUUGUGCAUGAUAGUGAAGCAAUACCACAAUCCAUGCUACUCCUUACUCCACCCGUCCAUCCUCAAUCCAGAUAUCGUCUGAAGUCCUGAAUUGCUUUGAAAAUGCUGCGAGUUUAUUUCCUGUUGUGCAGAUGGCAUGUUUUCAUUCAUGCGACAUUGUGUUUCUUGAGUAUUAACACAUUGGACGAGAGCAGAACGCCUUCUGUACGAAGAACAGGAGCGUCUCGAUUUGCAUCUUUUGAAUGUGGCUCUUUCCACUUUUGUUCAUGGUAUCAUGAUGGGGAUGUAUGUCUGGGUGUAAUGCUCUUCUUAUCACCGAAGCAAGCUGAACAUGUUUGCAUGCUCCAUAAUAAACGUUAUCUAUUGAUUUUCUGUAAGACGAUGGUUCGCCUUAGACGUUUCAGGUUUCUCGAUGUUCUCAUAAUAAACAUUGCAGCCAUGAACCUUUGGGGUUGGGCUUGAGACCCAUAUAUCAAUAUGUUCUGAUCGUAAAGGCUGAUUCUUGCUUAUUUAAUAAGGAUUAAAACUCGUUCUUAGAAAAAUCAUUUGACGAUGAUUUUUCGGUGGGUUGGUGAAGUUGCUUCAGUUCUUGGUUUCUUUAUCAUCAUUCUUUCAAGAGCCACGGCAGAAUUUCAUUCUUGGCUUUUGUGGGGAUUUUUGAAUCCCGUUGUCUGUUGCUUCUUUCUUGGAUGAUGACCCACUUUGACUUGUUAUGGGUCAGUAAUGAAGGAAGCAUACACUGAGACCCAGUAUUUAACAGCAUGAUGCUCAUUCUUGUGGCAUCGUGUUACCUGUCUUCUGGUAAAUUAGCAGGUCUCUGCUAUCGGAGAAGCAUUCAACAGCGCCGUUGCGAUUUUGUCGCUAGUAGUUAAUUCACCUUUAUCACAGUCUGAUCUGUCAUUGUUUUCAUUUAUUUUCAGAUAAUGCUGGAGUAAUUGUGAAUCCGAAAGGCGAAAUGAAGGGUAUUUUCCAACACCCAUUUCUAACGUUACCAUCAUGUUCAUUAUCGCAUGAAAUGUCGAUCUUUGCUGUUAGCUUCGGAUGCCCUCACACAUGCCUCCACCCAUCUGUCUUUCUCUCUUUCUAUUUCUAUCUCUCUGUAUAAAUGGAUGUAUAUCUCCCUCUCGCUCGCUCUCUCUCUAUCCAUCUGUCUAUCUCUCUCUCUCUCUCCAUCCAUCCAUCUGUCUAUCUCUCUCUCUCUCCAUCCAUCCAUCUAUCCAUCUAUCUAUAUGAUGGCCUUGGAUUCCCUCUAUUAUUCUUCAAUAAUAUCUUCGGAUUUGACCGUAACUUGCGUUUUUUUUGGGAUUGUUGCAGGAUCUGCAAUCACCGGGCCCAUCGGAAAGGAAUGCGCGGAUCUGUGGCCCAGGAUCGCCAGUGCGGCAAAUGCAAUCGUGUAG
Spirodela intermedia is the source of this 2136-nucleotide messenger RNA. NCBI's taxonomy places the organism in Eukaryota, Viridiplantae, Streptophyta, Magnoliopsida, Alismatales, Araceae. The record is from the annotation of a GenBank genome assembly.